Messenger RNA from Zootermopsis nevadensis, 1861 nucleotides. RefSeq names its product circadian clock-controlled protein daywake-like. Lineage: Eukaryota; Metazoa; Arthropoda; Insecta; Blattodea; Termopsidae. Gene Ontology annotation, biological process: multicellular organismal reproductive process. The record is from RefSeq and is a predicted model, not a curated record.
AACAACCCAAGCGGCCAGUCUUACGUGUGUAUAUAAUAGUUGAAGAGAGACGCGAUUCUCAGUUGUUUUGAAGCCUCAGCACGACAUGUUCCAGUUUGUAUUGGUUGCUUUGUUGGCGUCAACUACAGUCGCCGCACCACCUGCAUCUGUAGAAUGGCCGGAUAUUUUCGAGCCCUGCCCUCGUAAUAGUCCUGACUUCGAGGGCUGUGCUACGCGCAACAUACAGAGGGCUUUGGUUAAGUUCAGUGCUGGAGUGCCUGCACUGGGUGUGCCCCCUUUAGACCCCCUGUUUGCUCCCGAGGUGCUGCUGAAUUACAAACGAGGCGACGCGGUGGGGAAUAUGGUUGUCAAGAACACCAACUUCUACGGAUUGAAGGACAUUGAAAUUUUGGACUUCAGGGCAAACCUGAGCGAUUCGUCAAACCUGGUCUUCGAUAUCGAUUACCGUUUGCCCACUGCGCUCGCCGAGGGGGAAUACAAGGCCCAGGGCAAGAUCGUCGGCUUCACCUUUGGUGGCAAGGGCGUGUACAACAUAAGCAUGAGUGAUGUGACCGCCACAUGUGGGGUUCGCGGUGAUCUGGUCACCAUUGACGGCGAGCAGUACCUAAAGGUGCGACAUGUGACCGUGUAUCCGGAGGUGGGAGACAUGAAGUUGUACAUCUCCAAUUUCUUCAACGACAGCGAUGAGCUCAAUGAAGCCGCCUUGCAGUUCGUCAACCUCUACUGGCGGCCGCUUUACAAGGAGUUACUUCCCUACGCAGCAGAGGGAUGGGAUCAGUACUUGAGGGGACUGUUUAACAAGAUGUUACUGAGGGUUCCUUUCCGGAUUUUAUUCCCAGAGAAUUAACAACAAGCAGUAGAAAUGGUACGGCGUUAAGUUGCAAAGCCUACAAUUGAAAUUACAUUAUACUAGGCCUGAAAGACUAAAAAACUGUACGGAUUCUAAAUAUGUACACUAAUCUCUGUGUAUAAUCAUAUUAAAAUUAUCAUACUCGUCUUAUAAAGUUACAAACGGAUUCUGACGUUUCUACCACGCCUGAAAACAUUACUGGAAAUCACUUUCCAUAAUUAAUUUGAAUACUGCCGCCAGAUUUCUCUAAAUGUCUUCGAAUUACACAAAAUAGACACUUUCAAGGACGGUUUUAGUUCUAGUAACACUAAAAAUACGUACUGGGGGAAUGAGGAGAUCAGGGGAUUACAGUAAAUAUUUAACCAUUGGCGAUUGUUUCCUGACCAGGAAAUCUUUCCAGAAAGCACAGAUUGUGAAGAAAUGCUGUUAAGAAACACAGCUCACUUGUUAGGCUAAAGGUUAGGUUACUUUGGAUAAAUCUAUAUAAUUUCGAAACAAAAUAGCUGCAAAAACAUAACCAAAAAGGAACAUUAACAAAAUACUCCCCCCACGGCAUGUAGGUGGCUGGGGGCAGAGAUAGUAUACCUCCUGUUCAUUCUUGACCUAGGAACUACGUAGGUGUGAGUAGUCUGCGUCACGCCUUGGCAGAUUUUACCCCUGGGAAAUACCCCGGUAUACAUUGCAGAUGUUGCUGGGUGGGCUCCAGAGCCGGUAGGAACUCAGAAAAUAGCGAAAAAUUUUCUACCGCUGUCGGGAAUCAAAGCCCUGUCGUCCAGUACGUAUUCAGUUACUAUACUGAUUGACCUAACCUGGCUCCAAAAGAAACAAACGUUUCGGAUAUGAUCGUCACAUGAACUUGGCCUCCUGUUUUUUUCCAGUAACUGCUUGAACAGGGAAUAUAAGCUCACAAUACUUUAUAAUAAACCAUCAUCUACUUUACAAAAUACAAUAUCAUGCAAAUUUACAAAAUAUAUAAAAUCUCUGUGCAAUAUAUAUAUGUGUUUAACCUAA